Molecule: messenger RNA, 3603 nt
Organism: Trichoderma atroviride IMI 206040
Lineage: Eukaryota; Fungi; Ascomycota; Sordariomycetes; Hypocreales; Hypocreaceae
Biological process (GO): regulation of DNA-templated transcription; transcription elongation by RNA polymerase II
Cellular component (GO): Cdc73/Paf1 complex
Molecular function (GO): RNA polymerase II complex binding
Source: RefSeq, a predicted model, not a curated record
AUGGCGGCCCUCCAGAACGGCGCCGCGAACGGUGCGGCAAAUGGAGAUGUUUCAAAAGCCCCUAAGAGUGCCCGAUUCUCCGACAUCCCCUCUGCCAUCGACAUCCCCGUCCAGGGCGACCAAGAAGACGAAGCGGUCGAAAUCGAUCUCGAAGUCCUUGUUGAUGAUCCGACGGAACUGUGUACCCUGUUCGAAAACGAGCAUGCGGCCAAAACUUAUUGGAUGACGGUCGCGCUGGCGUAUGCGAAGCAGCGGAAAAUCGACCACGCCAUCGAAAUGUUGAUCCGAGGCGGCAACGCCAUACAGAGCGGCGGCAACCCACGCGAUAAGGUCAGCAUGAUAUGCUGCCUCUGUUGGAUGUAUCUAUGGAAGAGUCGAGAGGCCCCUCGUGUUGCGCCUGAAGAUGCCAAUGCGUCGGAAACCAAAACGAAAGAGCACUAUCUGCAGCUUGCAACAUCAUCCCUCAACGACGCCGCACGUCUUAACCCGUCCUUCUCGCCCAUCUUUCUCGCACGUGGAGUUUUGCUACUGCUCAGGGCCUCACUACAAGGACCAUCGAAGACUGCGGGAAGCCUAGGGACAGAAAAGGGGGAGCUCCUGAAGAACGCCGCCAAGGCCUUCGAUGAUGCACUCCGAGUCUCUCAAGGCAAAAACGUGCUGGCUUUGAUGGGGAAAGCUCGCACUCUGUUCUCCAUGCACAAGUAUCCCGAGGCUCUGGCUGCAUAUCAAGAUGUGCUGCAAAAAAGACCCGAUCUAGUCGACCCCGACCCUCGCAUUGGAAUAGGCUGCUGCUUCUGGCAACUUGGAUUCAAAGACGAUGCCAAGGUAGCGUGGGAGAGAUGUUUGGAAAUCAACCCCGAUUCCAAAGUUCCCAAGAGUCUUCUCGGCCUGUACUAUCUUGAUGCUAGCGGUCAUGUUCCGGUUAACAGCCCAGAAUUUCCCCAGCUUUACAAGCGGGCCAUGAUCGACUACAUUCAGGAUUCAUUUAAACUUGAUAAAGACGUUCCCAUCACCUGCUCCACCUUUGCGAGCUACUUCUUGUCUCGAAAAAUGUGGGAUAAGGCAGAUAAGCUGGCUCACAAGGCCAUUCAAUAUACCGAUGUCAACGCCGUUGCGAGUGACGGAUGGUAUUUGCUGGCGAGAAAAGCUCACUACAACGGCGAUUUAGAGCGUGCCAGUGAUUACUAUCGUCGCGCUGACGACGCUCGUGGAGGUACUGAGACCGGCUAUCUUCCUGCCAAGUUUGGCGUUGCGCAGCUAUCUGUCCUGAAGAACGAUCUUGGAGAGGCGAAGCUGAGGCUAGAGAAGAUUAUCCAGCAAUCCAAGAACCACGAGGCCAUGAUUCUUUUGGGAAUCAUUUAUGCUGAAGAAAUCUUUGCCAACCAGAGCAGUGAUAUCAAGGAGGAUAGAUCUGCAGAAAUGAAAAAGGCAGUUGCUCUACUGGAGGGCGUCAGAAAUUCUUGGAAAGAUCCUAAGAAGGCCCUGUCUCCGGACCCUUCUGUCCUCCUAAACCUGGCCCGGCUAUAUGAAACAGACAGCCCUGACAAGGCACUUCAGUGUUUACAACAAGUUGAGCAGCUCGAGAUCGAACAGAUUCCAGAGUCGGAGCACCCAACAGACGUUCCCGCUUCCGAACUUCAGGCAGCUCUUCGCAAGUUCCUCUCGCCUCAGCUUCUGAACAACAUUGGCUGCUUCCAUUCCCAGGCGGAGAAACAUGAUCUUGCCAGUGAGCUGUUUGAAGCUGCGCUAAGUGCUUGCAUGAGAGCUGGCGAGAAGGAUCCUACGAUGGACACUGACGCCUUGGUGACGACUAUUAGCUUCAACCUUGGCCGAAGCUAUGAGGCUCGGGGCCUGACAGACAAGGCGGUGGAAGUGUAUGAGGGCCUCCUUAACCGCCACGACGAUUAUACCGACGCCCGCACACGGCUUGCAUACAUCAAGCUAAGAAAAAAUCCCAACAAGGAAGGUCCUGAUGCUGUGGCAAAGCUCUACCAGGAGAAUACCGCCGACUUGGAGGUUCGAGCACUCUAUGGAUGGUAUCUUGGAAAAGUCCACUCCAGAAAGCGCCCGGCAAACAUUCAAGAAGACCACGAGUUCCGUCACUACAAGCACACUCUACAAAACUACGAUAAGCAUGACAGGUAUGCCCUGGUCGGAAUGGGCAAUCUGUACCUCCUGCAGGCAAGAGAAAUGCGUCGUGAAACAGAACCAGAGAAGCAGAAGAGAAGCGCAAUCUACUGCAAGGCUGUUGAAUUCUUUGAGAAAGCUUUAUCACUGGACCCGAAGAACGCCUAUGCUGCUCAGGGCAUCGCCAUUGCUCUGGUGGAAGACAGGAAAGAUUUGAAGACGGCUCUCACUAUUUUCAACAAAGUUCGAGAUACAGUCAAAGAUUCUCAUCUGUAUGUGAACUUGGGCCACAUUUUUGCUGAACUGAAGCAGUUCACCAAGGCCAUCGAACACUAUGAGAUAGCUCUAUCGAAAGACGGCAAAUCGAAUGAUCCAGUCAUUCUCUCUUGCCUUGGCCGGACGUGGUUAAACAGAGGCAGGGCAGAUCGAGAUGUAGAUUCAUACAACAAAGCCCUCGAGUGUGCUAAAAAGGCGCUUGAGGUGGCUCCGGACCAAAUACACUACAAGUUCAACGUUGCCUUUGUUCAAAUUCAGCUUGUGACCACGAUCCAAACUCUGCCGGAAAGCAGACGGACAGCUGAGCAGCUGGAAGAGGCGUCAGAGGGUCUCGAAGCCGCGAUUGAGUCGCUGGAUAUGAUUGCUGCCCAUCCCCAAACACCUUAUCCCAAGCAUGACGUUGAGCAGCGUGCUAAUAUGGCUCGCAAUACACUUCGCAAACAACUUGAGAGAGCUCUAGGAAAGCAGAAGGAGUGGGAGGAGAAGAAUAUGGAAAAGAUUGUGGCUGCUAAAGAACAACGAGAAGCUGAGAUUAAGAAGCGCGAAGAAGAGCGACAGGCCGUUCUGGACAAAGAGCGGGAGCGACAGGAGAAGAUUCGGAAAGAACGUGAGGCCAUCGCCGCCCGCGAUAGGCUACAUGCAGAGCAACGAGCUGAAGAGGAGCGCGUGCGUCACGAGGCAGAGAUGACUACUGAUGAAGAGACGGGAGAAAAGGUCAAAAGAAAGCGCAAGCCAGCGCCACGCGGGGCCGCCGGCGAGGGCAAGCCCAAGAGGUCGUCAAAGAAGAAGAAGGCCGACGCGGAUGAUGACGAGGGCUCUGAAGAAGAGAACCACACCAAAAAGAGAAGACGCCUCACCAAGAGGGAGUCUUCCAAGUUCAAGUCUGCCGAGAUUGUUGUCGACUCUGAUGAAGAAGAAGCCAACGACGACGACUACGACGUUUUGGACCGUGCGGACAGAAACCUGGAGAGAGAGGAGACACCUCUCUCCGACGCCGACGAAGACGCUGGCCGGAUGGACGUGGAUGAAAAGGAUGGCCGCGAUGAAAGAAACGACGACGAUGACGAGGACGAAGACAUUGGUGCUUCUCGUUCCCAAGCCAAGAGAACGCGUAGAGGCCGAGCAAUCGCAGAAAGUGACGAAGAGGACGAAGAUGCGGAGCCUAGCGGUGCUGCAGCGGCAGAUGAGGACGACGAAUAA